CUGCAGAAGAGACAACAGAUGUCUUCACACCAAUUCAUUGCAUAAGGUGCAUGGUGAGCUGGUGCGAUGGAAACUUCUGAAGGCUGCACCUUUAUGCAGAAGCUGCAUUCAAAUAGCUAAAAAAUCUGAGGGGCCCAUGCCUCCUUGGCCUCUGUCUGUCUGCAGGAGACGACAGAGAAAUCGUUGUCCUAAGUUGAACUUGAUCUGUCCCACAACAAGCUCCAAGACUGUCAUGAGGAACUUCUCAGCCGAUUUUCAUGGUGACAUUUCCAGGCGUUAUAAGAUCAGGCUCAGAGGCUAAACUAUGUGUGAGCCUUCUAAAACCAGAAGAAAAUCUGCAGCUUACUAUUUCGCUGGUUUACUCUAACCAGAACAGAACACUUCUACAGGAGAGAACCGAGAAGGAAUUCCACCGCUGCCUUGACUUUCAGGCUCCUGACUCUGAUUCAGUGCAAGAGAUCCAAGUGGAAGCUCAAGGGGAAAACACUCAUCUGAUUAAAAAGAGGAAAGUCAAAUUCAUAUCAUAUAAUCCACUUACAAUAAUUCAAACAGAUAAACAAAUCUACAAUCCUGGACAAACAGUUCAGUUCAGGAUUUUCACAGUGGACCUAAAUUUGAAGCCAAUUGAUGAAACAUACAAACUCGUAGCAAUGCAGGACAAUCGAAUGAACAGAAUCAAUCAGUGGAUUAAUGCCACAUCAACCCAUGGCAAGAUUCUGCAACUUUCCCAUACGCUGAAUCCAGAGGCUGCUGUUGGUUCAUAUGAGCUUUUUGUAGAGACUAGCAAGCAAACAAUUAAAGAAUAUUUUCAGGUUAAAGAGUAUGUUCUACCAAAAUUCGAUGUGAAAUUACACAAACCAAAGACAGUGAGAGCGAAUGAAGAGGAAGUAAAGCUGGGGGUAUGUGGGAGAUACAUCCAUGGACAUCCUGUCCAAGGUAAUGUGAAGAUGGGACUCUGCAAAACCAUGCCAGUCGGUAUUUAUUAUCCCUAUCAGUAUCAUACUCCACUCUGUGUUAAUAGGAUAGCAGUACUAAAUGAGACAGGCUGUGUCUCUGAGAUGUUCCCCAUUUCAUUCUUCAUCAGAAGUUCAGAAGUGUAUUUCAUGCCACAGUCUCUUCAUUUCACUGUAUCAGUAACUGAAGAGGGGACAGACAUCUCAAUGGAAAGGACUGAAAAUGUGUUUUUGACCUAUACUAUUGGUAGCAUCAAAUUUAUUGACCUGCCAGAGUUCUUUGAGAAAGGAUCAGUCAUACAAGCAAAGGUUAAAGUUGAGUUCUCCAAAGGAACCCCAUUUCCUUACUUUAAGGUUGUUGUUCAACAUGACCUGUCUCAGCCUCAAGAACUUACCACAGACAUCAAUGGGUUGGCCCAUUUCAUAAUUGAUACGUCCCUUGCGAUAAGUACAUCUAUUUAUGUAUCGGCAUAUGCGUCAUUCACCAGUCAGGUUGGUAGUCCAUUCAUCUUUGAAUCUGCAUUCAAAACUCUGCAAAUAAAAUCCAAAGAAAGCCCAGAAAAAGCGAGUCAGCUGGUUAUAAAGUCUCUAGAAGAACCGCUGAAAUGCGAGGAGGAGAUCUCAGUAACCGUGCAGUACACUAUUGCUGGAGAGACUGUUGAAAGUGGUUCUGUUACCAUAGUCUGCCUGGUUUCAUCCAGAGAAGAGAUAGUCUACAAUGGCUAUAAGAACAUUGAGGUGAAAGGCUCUGAUGGAGUAGUGGAGGGAGAAGUGAUGUUUAAAGUCCCUGUUCGUGCCCGGAUGGCUCCUAAGAUGGAGUUUCUCGUAUACUGUGUGCCGCCCAGUGAAAUUGUACUAGCUGCUUCCAGAACAUUUCAAAUUGAGAAAUGUUUUGAAAACAAGGUGUCACUGCAGUUUUCUCCGACUACAGCGGUUCCUGGUGAAGAAAACACUCUACAGAUCUCAGCUCAGCCUGGUUCACUGUGUGGCCUCAGUACUGUAGAUCAGAGCGUCCGGAUCAUGGAGUCCGGGAAACAUCUAGAUGCUGACAAACGGUUCCUGGUGAAGAAAACACUCUACAGAUCUCAGCUCAGCCUGGUUCACUGUGUGGCCUCAGUACUGUAG
Messenger RNA from Sinocyclocheilus grahami, 2078 nucleotides. Its product is annotated as ovostatin homolog. The record is from RefSeq and is a predicted model, not a curated record. The transcript has 18 exons. Lineage: Eukaryota; Metazoa; Chordata; Actinopteri; Cypriniformes; Cyprinidae. Gene Ontology annotation, molecular function: endopeptidase inhibitor activity. Bases 258 to 2078 code for a protein of 606 amino acids.